This is a messenger RNA of Andrographis paniculata, 1896 nucleotides long. RefSeq names its product zinc finger CCCH domain-containing protein 18-like. Gene Ontology annotation, molecular function: RNA binding; metal ion binding. Lineage: Eukaryota; Viridiplantae; Streptophyta; Magnoliopsida; Lamiales; Acanthaceae. Bases 1 to 1896 code for a protein of 631 amino acids. The transcript has 9 exons. The record is from RefSeq and is a predicted model, not a curated record.
AUGGAUCGGGCGAAUGCGGAAGCGAGAAAAAACAAAAUUGAUGAUCGCAUGGUUCAGAGGUGCAUUGGAGUCGUGGCGAAGGCUGAAAAUAGGGUUGCAAUUAGAGCAAACGACAAUUGGAUUUCCAGUGUCCGUUUUCUCUCCGAUAUCGUGAGCAAUGUUGUCUGUUUUCGGAGAAAUCGCGCAUUUAUACCCACCAAAUGCUCACGCAUACUCAGAGACGGGUUGAAUUCAAAGAUGGAAUACUCGGAAUCCACGAAGAUUGUGUUUCAGAGAAUUCAGAAAUUCGACCCUGAAAAUGUUUCCAAGCUCAUGGGGUAUCUCCUGUUCAAGGAUCAAGGAGAACUAGAAAUGAUUAGGCUGGCCUUUGGUCCGGAUUUUAUGAUCCAGAACCUGAUCGAUCAGCUUAAGCAUGAACUUGGAAUUGCCCUGAAGUCAGUUUCCUCAUCUCAUGCUUCCUCUUCACAACCCUCACGUCCUGCCUCAAACCUUCCUACUAACUUCACUCCUUUUGUACCUGCUUCAUCCCGUCUACCUGCACUGGCUCCUCUUCCAGCCAACAAUGCCCAGUGGAUUCCCCAAAUCCCUCAUGCCCAGCAAUUAAUGCCUAAUGCUCCAUUUUUUCCUACACCAGGCUUUGUAAAUCCAGUAGCUGUAAAUCCGGCAGCCACAGGAUUCGGUGUUCUGAAGCAACCUCAGUUACCUCCUUUGGAAGAUCAGUUAGGAUCUCUCAAUUUAGCUGGUACAUAUGGCCCUCCGCAGAGCUACAAUCCUGAUCUUGCUUUACAUCAAACUGUCAAUCAAAAGGCUCCAACCGCAUCUCCUUCCUGUCCAGACACACCUGAGAUAGACUUGAAGAUUUGUGAAAGCUUCCAAAGUGGAUAUUGCGAGUAUGGUGGUGACUGCAAAGACUUGCAUGUCAUUAGAACCGAAAGUGGUUAUUAUAUGGUUCUGAACACCCCUAUAGAUGAAAAGGCGCUGAGUAGCAACCCUAACUUGCCCCAUGGAGACCUUAGACAGCUUGAGAUAGAUUUCAUUGACAUUCUGAAAUCUAGAAGAGGGAUUCCUGUUACUAUCUUGUCUUUGCCAUUUAUAUACUUCGAUAGGUAUGAGAAGGUCCUUCAGCUGGAACCUUAUAUAGCCGAAGCUCGGGCGCAAGGGUUCACUGGAGACGCAAACGACUUUCUUGCUCAAAUGUCAAAGAGCUUUUGUGUGAUCAACAGGCCGUACGGCAUGCAAUCUAUUAUCUUGGAGGAUGACAUUCCCAAGUACUUGAAAUUUGUUGAAGAAGCAACAGAGCAGGACCCAAUCGGAGCUUGCUCCCACCAGAUUUAUCUGACGUAUCCCCCGCAAAGCGAUUUUACCGAGCAGGAUGUUCAUAGUUAUUUCAGCCAUUUCGGCCCUGUCAAAGAAAUUCGGAUUCCUGUCCAGGAGAAGAGGAUGUAUGGAUUUGUCACGUUUGCAUGUCCGGAGACAGCUGCUCUGGUCCUGUCAAAAUCCAAUCCUCACCUUAUACGUGGAGCACAAGUACUGGUCAAGCCAUAUCAGCACAAGCGAGCGACGCCCCCUGAGAGAAAGCCGGAACAGAAAGUGCAGCUUCAUGCUUCUGCCGAACCGUACAUUCCUUUGAGUCUCAGUUCACUCAGGAAGGAGCAUGAACUGCAGGGCGACUACAAGAUGAAGCACGUUGGUGCUUCAUCGAGCCAGGGUCGCCCCCCAGCUGGCCAGACUUCGGGCAGCUCUGGCUUUCCGGAAGGUCCUUACAUCGAUGAUUACUAUGUUUUCUCUACGCCAAGCAGCUACAGCAACAGGGAAGCGCAGUUCGAUCCCGGCUACAGCGCUGAACUGCAGAGUUUCAAUGGCAUAGACCUCCCGGAGAGCCCAUUUUCCAUUUGA